Molecule: messenger RNA, 2001 nt
Organism: Teleopsis dalmanni
Lineage: Eukaryota; Metazoa; Arthropoda; Insecta; Diptera; Diopsidae
Product: putative sodium-dependent multivitamin transporter
Exons: 1
Coding region: 74-1969 (631 amino acids)
Biological process (GO): sodium ion transport; transmembrane transport
Cellular component (GO): membrane
Molecular function (GO): symporter activity
Source: RefSeq, a predicted model, not a curated record
AUAAACAAAGACACUAAAACAAUAAACGCACACAAUCAAUCAAAACAAAUUUGGAGAAAAAAAAAGAUACAUAAUGGAAUCACUUGGUGCGUGGGACUAUACGAUACUAGCCUUCGUGCUUAUAUUAUCUGCCUCGAUUGGUAUUUAUUAUCGACUGACAGGUGGCAAGCAGAAGACCACCAAAGAAUUUUUGCUAGCAGAUCGUUCCAUGCCAAUAACGCCGGUUGCAUUUAGUUUAAUGGCCAGUUUCAUGUCUGCCAUAACAAUACUUGGCGUGUCAAUGGAGAACUAUCAGUACGGCACAAUGUUUGUGGUUAUCAACAUUUCGUAUGUUUUAUCGACACCAUUUGCUGCGUAUCUUAUAUUGCCAGUAUUCUAUCGCUUGAAAACGGCAAGUGUCUACGAGUAUCUGCAAAUGCGUUUCGGUUAUGUCACGCGAUUAUGUGCCUCCCUUGCCUUUUCGCUGCAGAUGAUACUCUACAUGGGUAUUGUGCUUUUUGCGCCCGCUUUAGCAUUGGAAGCUGUUACAAAAUUGAAUACAGUUUUCUCGAUUAUUAUUAUCGGUGUUGUUUGCACGUUCUAUGCAACACUUGGCGGCAUGAAAGCUGUGCUGAUAACAGAUAUUUUUCAAUCAGUACUCAUGUUUGUUGCUGUUUAUAGUGUGAUUAUAUGUGGUAUUAUCAAAGCCGGCAGUAUUAGCGAAAUAUGGAAUGCAGCAGUUGAGGGAGAUCGUAUUGAAUUCCUAAAUUUUAGCAUUGAUCCAACAACACGACAUACUGUUUGGACACAAAUAAUAGGUGGUUGCGCUACAUAUCUGGCCAUAUAUGGCGUUAACCAAACACAAGUACAGCGUUUGUUAUCGGUUAGAAAUUUGAAAUCAUCACAAAGUGCCCUGUGGUGGAAUUUGCCCAUAUUAAUGUUGUUAAGUUUUAGCACAUGCUUUUCAGGGUUAUGCAUAUAUUAUUUGUAUCGGAAGUGUGAUCCAUAUGAGGAAGGCCGUAUUAAUUCACGUGAUCAAAUAAUGCCAUUAUUCGUAGUGGACACCAUGGGUGACAUGUCUGGACUUGCAGGUCUUUUUAUCUCUGGUAUUUUCUGUGCCAGUUUAUCAACAAUAUCAUCAGCUAUUAAUUCUUUAGCAGCUGUAACGCUAGAAGAUUACAUAAAGCCAUUAUUACAUGUAAUGUCUAAAAAGGAACUAUCUGAUGAGAAAACAGUUUGGUAUUCAAAAAUAUUGACCUUAAUAUAUGGAGCCGUGUGUAUCGGUAUAGCUUUCUUGGCCAGUUCACUUGGUGGCGUACUGCAAGCAUCAUUAUCUAUUUUUGGUAUAAUUGGUGGUCCUUUACUUGGUUUGUUUACACUUGGCAUGUAUAUAACAAUUGCCAACCAGAAAGGUGCAUUAACAGGCUUAGCAGUUGGUUUGGGAAUGUCAUUUUGGAUUGGUUUUGGUCAACCUAAACCACCAAUACCAAGCUUACCAAUGUCGACAGAAGAGUGUCCAAUAACAAAAACAAGUCAUGUUAGCGAUCUGUUUCUCAGUACAAAUACUAAAGCAGUAGAGGAAGAGGAUCAUUACUUCUAUUUAUAUCGUAUAUCUUAUAUGUGGUAUGCUGUCAUAGGAUUUCUAUUAACAUUUUUCGUUGGUCUCAUUUUUUCUUGGAUAUAUGCUAAAUUAAAUUGGGACUCUAAUGCUCACAUAUAUACUGAUCCUGGUUGCACACUAAUUAAAUAUGAUCUGUUUGUACCGCCGAUUGCUAAUCGUUUAAGACGUAAACAAAUGCCCGUCGUUGUAGUCACUGGUACAAGCUCUGAAAUGGGUGGCGGUUCGGCUACACCUAGUACUGUAGGUGCUGAUGAGGCACAAAUAGCAAAAUCUGUAACGAAUUCUACGGAAUUAAGUGAGGAAAAUGAUAAUGUUUUUCCUGAAGUAGAGGAACAAACGCCUAGACAUCGAGUAUUUACGAUAUCCUAAAUAAAAUUAUAAUAAUAGAAAACUAUUAUGCA